AUGACAGCCUGGAAGAUGAACAGGAAAAGGACUGAAUAUGAGGAUAAAGUAAUAGAAAGUUGGGCAAAAAGCCUGAGAAUAAAUGACUUAAAUGAGGGAUGGUCCAAGCUUUAUUGGGUGGGGCCCACUUUAACUCUUGUAUUGGUUAUUGAUAGUUUUGUAUGUUUUUUUUGUACCCCCAUUUAUUGCACAAAGCUAAAGAGUGUGAAUGUGAGUGUGAGUGCUGAUCAUUCUCUACUUGUAUGUGUUACAGCAGGAGGAGACAUCCCUCUCCAGGUGACUGGCCGUGUAGGGGAGACUGUCACACUGACACCCCAUCUGAAUCUCACACGUCCCAUUGUUAGAGUCACAUGGAUAUUUAAUUGCAAUGGGAAGAGAAUAUUCCUGGCUGAAUUCAGAGAGCAGAAGUUUAUCAGAGAAAAUGAGAAUUAUUUCAUCAACCGCCUGGAAGGAUCUAACAGUGGAACCUCAUUACAAAUCAGAGAGCUGAGAAUGGAGGAUAGUGGAGUCUUCACUGCACACAUUCUUGUUAAUGGAGAAAUGAGAGAAAUAUCCUAUAAUCUCACUGUAUAUGAGCCUCUCCCUAUCCCUACACCAGUAAUAGAAAAGACAUUAGAUGAGAAUUCCACUGAUCUGUGUCAUCUUCAUUGUUCUGUCCCAUCCAACUCAACAAGUGUGUCCUACAGUUGGAUCUACAGAGAUAAAGACACUGACAUACUAUAUGCAAAUGGCAGCACAAUCAGUGUAUCACUGAAGGAUAAGACAUUGGGGACACAAUUUAUCUGCUUGGUACAAAAUCCUGCUCAUACCAACAAUGUGUCAGUCCCUUUAUAUCCAUGUGGGGAGACACAAACAAAGACACAAAGUAAAGGUAUGUAUGGGGGGCAAAUAAACAAAAAUAAUCAGUUUUGGAUCCAGUGUUUUUGUAAAUCAAAGGUAAUUAGGAUCAAAAGUAAAAUGGCAGCACAAUCAGUGUAUCACUGAAGGAUAAGACACAAGGUGGGACAUUCACUAAGAAUCGU
Molecule: messenger RNA, 1022 nt
Organism: Xenopus laevis (African clawed frog)
Lineage: Eukaryota; Metazoa; Chordata; Amphibia; Anura; Pipidae
Product: CD48 antigen-like
Exons: 3
Coding region: 1-984 (327 amino acids)
Source: RefSeq, a predicted model, not a curated record